Corapipo altera (White-ruffed manakin) is the source of this 600-nucleotide messenger RNA. Its product is annotated as heterogeneous nuclear ribonucleoprotein L-like. Bases 45 to 566 code for a protein of 173 amino acids. The transcript has 5 exons. Lineage: Eukaryota; Metazoa; Chordata; Aves; Passeriformes; Pipridae. Gene Ontology annotation, cellular component: nucleus. Gene Ontology annotation, biological process: regulation of RNA splicing. Gene Ontology annotation, molecular function: mRNA binding. The record is from RefSeq and is a predicted model, not a curated record.
UGUCCUCACCUGUCCCCCCCCAUCCCCUGGCACAGGUGAAGUUCAUGAAGAGCAAGCCGGGCGCGGCCAUGGUGGAGAUGGCCGAUGGCUACGCCGUGGACAGGGCCAUCACCCACCUCAACAACAACUUCAUGUUCGGCCAGAAACUCAACGUCUGCGUGUCGAAGCAGCACGCCAUCAUGCCGGGGCAGUCCUACGGGCUGGAGGACGGCUCGUGCAGCUACAAGGACUUCAGCGGCUCGCGGAACAACCGCUUCUCCACGCCCGAGCAGGCGGCCAAGAACCGCAUCCAGCACCCGUCCAACGUGCUGCACUUCUUCAACGCGCCCCUCGACGUCACCGAGGAGAACUUCUAUGAGAUCUGUGAUGAGUUGGGGGUCAAACGUCCCUCCUCGGUCAAGGUGUUCUCAGGCGAGCGCAGCUCCUCGGGGCUGCUCGAGUGGGACUCCAAGAGCGACGCGCUGGAGACCCUCGGCUUCCUCAACCACUUCCAGAUGAAGAACCCCAACGGGCCGUACCCCUACACGCUCAAGCUCUGCUUCUCCACGGCUCAGCACGCCUCGUAACGGGACCCCAAACCCCCCACACCCCCUUUUUUAG